AUGCUUACUUCCGUAUUUUAUGUGCUAUUCGCUAUUGCGAUUACGAUUAUAUUAAUUUCUUACGUAUUUUUACUCUUAAAAUGCAAGCAAAAAGCAUUUGUGGUAAUCGGACUAUUAUACCAAGAAAAAAAAUAUCAAUGUUUUGAUCAGGCCCCGGGGCCACACCCUUGGCCAAUAAUCGGAAAUAUAAAUUUACUUGGACGAUUUCAGUAUAACCCCUUUUACGGUUUUGGCACAUUGACCAAAAAAUAUGGCGACAUUUAUUCCCUAUCUCUUGGGCACACUCGCUGCAUAGUGGUAAAUAACGUUGAUUUAAUAAAAGAAGUCUUAAACAAAAAUGGAAAAUACUUUGGCGGACGUCCGGAUUUUUUUCGAUAUCACAAGCUCUUUGGCGGUGAUCGAAACAACUCACUGGCACUGUGCGACUGGUCUCAAUUACAACAAAAGCGGAGAAAUUUAGCUCGGCGACACUGCUCUCCUCGGGAAUCAUCCUCUUAUUUUUCAAAGAUGUCCGAGAUCGGAGGUCUGGAGGUUAAUCAACUAUUGGACCAGCUUACUAACAUUUCUUCGGGAUAUCCAUGUGACGUAAAACCUCUAAUACUUGCAGCUAGUGCCAAUAUGUUUUGUCAAUAUAUGUGUUCAGUUCGGUUCAAUUACUCCGAUAAGGGAUUUCAAAAAAUAAUAGAAUACUUUGAUGAAAUCUUCUGGGAAAUCAAUCAAGGUUAUUCUUUUGAUUACAUACCUUGGCUGGUACCAUUUUAUUGUAAUCAUAUAAGUAGAAUAGUGCACUGGUCAGCUAGUAUACGUAAAUUUAUUUUAGAGAGAAUUGUGAAUCAUCGAGAAUCAAAUAUUAAUAUAAAUGAACCUGACAAAGAUUUUACUGAUGCUCUGCUUAAAAGUCUAAAAGAAGACAAGAAUGUUUCCCGUAAUACAAUCAUUUUCAUGCUAGAAGAUUUUAUUGGGGGACACUCAGCAGUUGGAAAUUUGGUAAUGUUGGCACUGGCAUAUAUAGCCAAAAAUCCAACGAUUGCGUUACACAUCAGGAAUGAGGUUGACACAGUUUCUGCUAAGGGUAUAAGAAGAAUUUGCCUUUAUGAUAUGAACGUAAUGCCAUAUACGAUGGCAUCCAUUUCAGAGGUUUUGCGAUACUCUUCGUCCCCCAUUGUUCCUCAUGUAGCAAUGGAAGACACAGUGAUAAAAGGAUUUGGCGUUAGAAAGGGUACAAUCGUUUUUAUAAAUAAUUAUGUUUUAAAUAUGAGCGAAAGCUUUUGGAAUCAUCCUGAACAAUUUGAUCCUGAGCGGUUUUUGGAAAAUAAUUUUACAAAUAACAAAGAAAGUGGUCUGAAAUGUGAUGACAAUAAAAGGACAGAGUUCAUUAGAAAAAACGACAAUGAUGGCAGUACGAAAAGCAAAAAAUAUGGUAAACAGAAUUUGAAUAAUAAACUGCUCAAAAAGAGUAUUCCUCAAUUUUUACCUUUCAGUGUUGGUAAACGUACAUGCAUAGGGCAAAGUCUUGUUAGAGGAUUUGGAUUUCUUUUACUUGCAAACAUCAUACAAAAUUAUAACGUUAACAGUGCGGACUUUUCAAAAAUAAAGUUAGAAAAAUCCAGCAUUGCCUUGCCAAAAAAAUGCUUUAAGCUUUCAUUGCGGCCAAGAACAUAAGUUUUUUUUAUUCCUAAAGGUGUACUUAAGGUGUAAGGUAUAUUCCUUAAGGUGUACUAUUGCUUUUAAAUUUAUUUACUCUAUUAGCACUUUCGAAUACAUGUU
Drosophila melanogaster (fruit fly) is the source of this 1767-nucleotide messenger RNA. RefSeq names its product spookier (gene spok). Gene Ontology annotation, cellular component: membrane. Lineage: Eukaryota; Metazoa; Arthropoda; Insecta; Diptera; Drosophilidae. The transcript has 2 exons. Bases 1 to 1662 code for a protein of 553 amino acids. Gene Ontology annotation, molecular function: iron ion binding; oxidoreductase activity, acting on paired donors, with incorporation or reduction of molecular oxygen; heme binding. The record is from RefSeq and is marked reviewed.